Molecule: messenger RNA, 770 nt
Organism: Camellia sinensis
Lineage: Eukaryota; Viridiplantae; Streptophyta; Magnoliopsida; Ericales; Theaceae
Source: RefSeq, a predicted model, not a curated record
AGUCUACUGAUAAGAUGAAUGUUUGGCUUAUGACACGUAGAGUAGAUGACCCAGAGGUUAUCCAGACCUUGGUAGUUUCCAAACACCUUUGAUUGUAUUUAAAGUUUAUUUUUUGUGUGUCAACUAUCUUAAUUUGGCGUAUACUUGUGUGUCUUAUUCAAUACAGGAUGAGUUUAAUCGUCAACUCUCUAUGCUACCUGAGGAUGGUCGGACUUUGGAGGCUAGGAAUGCCAUUUUCCAUGAGUUGAUAGGUCAUGACAGACAUGGAUAUUGUCGCACAUUCGGGAGAAUCGUGCCUCGGAGAGUGGUGUAUAAAGAUGGUGCUGGGCCAUCACAGUCAACACCCCAGCUAUCGACUAUUGAUCAGAUCACGCAGCAGGUUCGUGCUGAGCUAAGGGAUGAGUUGAGGGAGGAGCUGCGAGCAGAGUUCUCUACACAUUUGCAGCAGAUGAGAGCUGAGAUGAUGGCCCUUGUGUCACAGGGGGCCAGUGUGGAUCCCAACAGACAGGUUCCUGAUGCAUCGAGUGGCCACCGGGCAUUUAGGGAAUCUGCAGAAGACGAGAAUCCAUAUACACCACCACCAGAAGAUCAGGUAUAAAAUUUAUCUUUGCAUUCUAAGCUAAAAUGCAUCUUUGCGUUCUUUACUUGAAUUCGAGGCGUUAACGCCCCAAAAUCAGCAAACGGCGUCGGUUUAGGACAAAACUUGGCACACACGACCGCCUAGGCACGAGAGACUUGUGGGAGAACACGGGGCUCGAAUCGGGUUCCCG